AUGGCUGGUGGAAACGAAGUCAACCUAAACGAAUGCAAGAGAAUUGUCCCACUCAACACAUGGGUCCUCAUUUCCAAUUUCAAGCUCGCUUACAACAUUCUCCGCCGUCCCGACGGCUCCUUCAACCGUGACCUCGCCGAGUUUCUCGACCGCAAAGUCCCCGCCAACUCUUUCCCCGUCGACGGCGUCAUCUCCUUCGACCACGUCCACACUUCCACCAACCUUCUCACCCGAAUCUACAAACCAGCCCCUCUCGACCGCGCCCGUUACGGUGCCGUCGACCUAACGGAACCACUCAGCACGACGGAGACCGUCCCCGUUCUGAUUUUCUUCCACGGAGGCAGCUUCACUCACUCCUCGGCCAACAGCGCUAUCUAUGACACUUUCUGCCGACGCCUAGUCAGCAUUUGCGGCGUUGUGGUCGUCUCUGUUGAUUACCGGAGAUCCCCGGAGCAUCGCUACCCUUGCGCUUACGACGAUGGCUGGAAUGCUCUCUCUUGGGUCAAAUCGAGAGUCUGGCUUCAGAGUGGUAAAGACUCCAAUGUCUACGUUUACUUGGCUGGAGAUAGCUCAGGGGGCAACAUAGCUCAUAAUGUUGCUUUGAGGGCAACUCAGGAAGGUGUUAAGGUGUUGGGGAAUAUCCUUCUUCAUCCAAUGUUUGGUGGUCAAGAGAGGACUCAGUCUGAGAAGAGUCUCGAUGGGAAGUACUUUGUGACUGUACAAGAUCGAGAUUGGUAUUGGAGGGCUUAUUUGCCUGAGGGUGAAGAUAGAGACCAUCCAGCUUGUAAUCCCUUUGGCCCUCGAGGUCAUGCCCUUGAAGGACUCAGCUUUCCUAAGAGCCUUGUCGUUGUGGCUGGUUUGGAUCUUGUUCAGGAUUGGCAAUUAGCUUAUGUGGAUGGGCUUAAGAAGACUGGUCACAGUGUUAACCUUUUGUAUCUGAAGCAGGCUACGAUUGGGUUUUACUUCUUGCCUAACAAUGAUCACUUUCAUUCUCUUAUGGAGGAGUUGAAGAAUUUUGUGCACUCGAUAGAUGAUGAUAGUCAAAGCAAGUCAAGUCCUUUGCUUCUAACUCCAUUGCAACAGUAA
Messenger RNA from Microthlaspi erraticum, 1086 nucleotides. The record is from the annotation of a GenBank genome assembly. Lineage: Eukaryota; Viridiplantae; Streptophyta; Magnoliopsida; Brassicales; Brassicaceae.